AUGUGAGGUUCCAGCAUGGGAAUGGCAAGUAUAGGCCACUGGCUGCAUAAAGGUGUCUUGGCUGGACCAGUUGUUGAUCCACAUGUAACAGCAGUUUGGGGGAAGAAUGUUACACUGAAAUGCAUAAUUGAAAUAAAUGAAACAAUAACACAAAUCUCAUGGGAGAAGAUACAUGGUAAAAGUACACGGACCAUUGCUGUUCAUCAUCCUGAAUAUGGGUUUUCUGUUCAAGGAGAAUACCAAGGAAGAGUGUCAUUUAAGAACUACUCACUUACUGAUGCAACUAUCAUCCUAAACAAUAUAAGCUUCUCUGAUUCCGGAGAAUAUGUAUGCAAAGCAGUUACAUUCCCACUAGGAAAUGCUCAGUCAUCAACAACUGUAACAGUAUUAGUUGAACCCAUUGUGAGCCUAACAAAGGGACCAAACUCUUUAAUAGAUGGUGAAAAUCAGACAGUAGCAGCCAUUUGUACAGCAGCCACUGGAAAACCUGCUGCAGUUAUUGAUUGGGAAGGAGAUCUUGGAGAAAUGGAAUCCAGUUCUACUUCAUUUCUAAAUGAAACUGUAACAGUUGUCAGUCAGUACAAACUGAAACCUACCAAAUUUGCCAGAGGAAGACGCAUAACCUGUGUUGUGAGGCAUCCAGCUUUGGAAAAGGAGAUGAGAUAUCCUUACUUGUUGGACAUACAAUAUGCCCCUGAAGUUUCAGUAACCGGGUAUGAUGGAAAUUGGUUUAUUGGAAGAGAGCAUGUUCAGCUCCGCUGCAAUGCUGAUGCAAAUCCGCUGCCCAUGGAAUUUACGUGGACCAGGUUGGAUGGGCAAUGGCCUGAAGGUUUAAUGUCUUUAAACAAUACUCUGCAUUUCAACAGUCCACUGACUUACAAUUAUACUGGGACUUACAUGUGUAAGGUGACCAAUUCCCUUGGACAAAAAAGUGAUCAAAAGACGAUCUACAUAUUGGAUCCUCCUACUACUACUACACGACCACCUACGGUUCCAUGGCAUCCUUCAACUGAUGGCAUCACAGGUUUAGCAACAGAACCAAAACUAAUGCAUUUUCCAACAUCAACUUUGCCAGCAAUGCAGGAAGAAAACUGGGGUACCAUCAUCGGUAGUGCAGUGGGUGGGGCUCUCUUUCUGAUACUUGUAAGUGUUUUGGUUGGAAUUAUCUGCUAUAGGAGAAGACGGACGUUCCGUGGUGACUACUUUGCUAAGAACUACAUUCCACCAUCAGAUAUGCAAAAAGAGUCUCAAAUAGAUGUUCUCCAAUCAGAUGAUGUGGAUUCUUACCCUGACAGUAUAAAAAAAGAAAUAAAACAUCCAGUGAACAGUUUAAUAUCAAAAGAUUAUUUAGAAGACCCAGACAAACCACAAUGGAACAAUGCAGACAAUAUUAACAGAUACCAAGAACGGUAUGAAAGACCAAUGGAUUAUUAUGAAGGUGGAACACUGGGAAUGAAGUACAUGAGUGGUGAAUGUUAUGAUGACAAUGAAGAAGACUUUGUGUCACAUAUAGAUGGCUCAGUAAUAUCCCGGAGGGAGUGGUAUGUGUAGCAAUCACUGAUACCUUAACUUGGUAUAUACAGUUCCAUUCAUUAGUUGAUCACUUUCAGGUUGUUUAUAUUUUUACUUGAGGAGCAACAAGCUUUUUGAAGUUGAUUUUCAAGCUUUUGAUAUUGUAAAAUCUGGGUUAAAUGUAUCUGAGCUGCUUUAUGAUGUUUUCAAUGCUGUACUACUGUAUUUGACAAUAUUGGAAUUUUAAUGCAUAAUGCUUUAUCCAUGGCACAUGUAAGAACCAAGUGCUAAAUUAAAGUUACCAUGCAAAAAUGUUGCAGUUAAAAACAACUGUCUUGGCUUUGUGAUUUUUAAAAAAAAAGUUUACCAGAGACUACGAUGAAGUUUCUUUGUUAAGCGUACAUUUUUGUAUACAAAUUUUAAGACCAAAACAAGUGAAAUAAUUUCAAAGCUGAAAUUUAUCUGAGGUAAACUCAAUUCUUCAAAGUAAUUUUUACUCUGCAAAAACAGGGAUUUACUUAAAGCUUUGUUUUCAAAGAUUUAUUUUUCUUUUCUAGGCAAAAAUGAAUACUUUUUUUUUUUUAAAUGAGCCUUUCUCCAAUAAGAUGUGUAUAGUUAGUGGUUUUUUUUAAAGGAAAGAUUGAAAGUUAGAAUUCUCAGCAAACAAAUUUUAGAGGAAUAACCGAACAAAUACAUGGAAGUUUGUCUUGUAGCUGAUUUUGAGAACCACUUUUACACUAAGAUUAUUUCCCAAAAGUACUGUUACAGUCUGUGUACAGUGUUAUAGUCCUGUACUUCACAUGAGAUCAGAACUGGUUAGCUAAAUUAAAAGAGAAAGAAAUGUAAACUAGAUAGAAUAAGAUGCCUGGAAAGUUUUAUUAGGAAUGGGAAAUACGCUUGAGAUACAAAUUGUAAGUGUAUGGGAGAAAAAGAGUUGUUAAUAUAGCUAAAGUAUAUUUAAGAUUCUAGCCAAGUACAACAUAAUAUGGCAUGUAGAACAUAAAAGGUAAAGGGCAACAUUUUUAGAAUGGUUAUGAUUACUUCAUUGCUUUAAAGAGUUGAGCAUGCUUCAAAGAGAAUAUCAUUCAUACUUUUCAAAAGGAGUAAACAUAACAAAAUGUUGCUAUUUAAAAAGAAGCAACUAGGGAAAUAUUGCUUUUUAGUGGUGUUGAAAAAUAAUUUGUAAAAGCACACUGUAGAAUCCCCAAAAUAGCAGUUGUAUGUAUUACUCAGUUGAGUUUGUUUGUAUUACAUUAGUUUGCUUUGUUGCAAAUAAACAAGUGGAAUGGUUGACUAAAAUAGUAAGCAGUCUUGUAGCUAGGAGAAGCAGAUGGUUACUAAAAAUGCAGUUGCAUGCUUGGAAGUCUUAUUUCAACAGUUCAAACAAUCUUGCCUCUCCUUCUGCAAUAGUAGGUUCACUACCUCAGCUUUGCAACUUAAUAAAAUGGAAUCUGAAUGAAGUUAAGAUAAUCUAGUUUGAUAGCUGUUAAAUUCUAAAAAUUAGAGGGGAUGAACAGUUUUGUGACCUAUUUUAAAAUUUUACAAUUCAUGAAUUCAGAAACAUUCAUUCAUGAAUUAAAAAACUUACUGGGGAAAACUUGCCUUACUGUUGAAGUCCAAAAAUGGGGUACAGGAGGAUGGAGAUUACCACACAAUUAAAAAAUUAAAAUUCUUAGCCAAGCUUCUUAAUGAUGCUUAAUGGCUGCUUGUUUGGAUUUUUUUCUGCAAAAUUAGAAUAUUAAGAGGUAUACAACAAUGUGGGAGCUGUACUAGACUUUUGUCAGUAGUCUGACUCCAAAUGACUGUGUAUCUUCAAAAAAUGAAAGGAAAACUAGAAGAUUCAUGUGAAGGUCAGAACAGUUGCUUAAGGCUAGUUAUGCUUAUAAUUGAGAGGUAUGUAAUGUAUACUAAGCUAAUUGACCAAAGUCUCAAAUUAGAGCUAUAGUAAGGGGGCCUGGGGUCAGGUGUAAAUUCAUGCAAACAAAUUAUUUUAUAUAAGUCUUCUCUAAAUCCUACUGAAGAAACUGGAUCGGAUUUUAUGUAUGUAACUUGUUGUGUCUGAGAACUUGACUUGAAGAGAACCUUAACUAUAAACUCAGCAGCCAUGUCAAAUGGUUCAUUGGGGCCUUGAGUAGGUUUUGCCUUUUGUAACACAAGUUGAGAUAAAGAAAUGAGUAUUUUAUAUUACCUUAAUUUAAAAUGGUGAUGAACACACUUAUCAAACAAAAAUUUUAAACAGAAGAGGUUGGUAACAGGGUUAAGACCCCAACAGAGUUGCAGUUUUUCCUGAUUGAUGUAUGUUUGUAAAUAGAGAAUUGAUUGUAAGUAUGAAUAGCUGUUGUGUGAAAUAAACAUCUGCUGUUAAAUUGA
Molecule: messenger RNA, 3882 nt
Organism: Pelodiscus sinensis (Chinese soft-shelled turtle)
Lineage: Eukaryota; Metazoa; Chordata; Testudines; Trionychidae
Source: RefSeq, a predicted model, not a curated record